AUGGCUGGCGCCAACGAGGGCGACGCCCUGCCCAAGAAGAUCCGCCAGUAUGAGGGCAAACUCGCGACCAUGUCGGCGAUCAACUCGACGCUGCAGAGCGAGAACGACGCGCUGCAGAGGGAGGUUGCGAGGCUGCGUGGGGAGGAUGGCGGGAAGGCCGGGGGCAGGGAGAGCGCCCAGGACGCGCGAAAAGAAUUCGAGGCUCGUAUAGCCGACCUUCAGGCACAGGUCCACGAGCUCGAAAACGAGCGCAAGCGCCUGAAGAUCGAGCUGCGCGUUCGCGGGCAGGGCGCGGGCGGCGCCAGCGGCCGCGCGGAGUCGCUUGAAUCCGAGCUGUCGGCGGUGCGGGCGGAAUCGGGGCGGCUUUCGCGGCGCGUCGGCGAGCUGGACGCCACGGCGCGUCGCCUGAAGGAGCAGCUGCGCACGUGCGAGGGCGAGCGCGACCGUGCCCUCGCCCGCGCGCAGGCCGCAGCAGUCAACCAGUCGGCGGAGAGCGAUCGCGCCGCGGACGCGCGGCGGUCGCUGAUGGACCGCCUGGCGGCGGCGCAGGCCGAGGCGGACGCGCAGCGGCGGCGUGCGGACGCGGCGGAGGCGGACGCGGCGCGGCUGCGCGGGGACGCGAAGGGCGAGCCGGGGGGUGUCGUGGCGACGCUCCGGGGGGAGUUGGAGGAGUGCCAGCAGGACAGGGACGCCGCGCGGAUCACGUGCGAGGCGCUGCAGAGGCAGCUGGACGGCGCGCGCGCGGCGCUGGAGGCCCGGGCCGCGGAGGCGGACGCGCGGGAGGCGGCUCUGACCGCGCAGGUCACGGGGCUCCGCAGCACGACGCGGGCCCUGGAGGAGGAGCUGCAAGUCCUCCGGGGGGGUGACGGCGGCGACGGCGGCGAGAACAGCGUCCUGCAGGCGGUCGCGCCGCUGAUGCGGCAGGUCGAGUCGCUGUCCGCGGAGGCGCGCGCGCAGCAGGAGGCGUCCGCGGCGGUCGAGAGGGACCUGCGGGCGCGGUGCGCGGAGCUCGAGACGCAGGCGUCAGCCGCGGCGGAGGCGACGGCGAAGCUGCGGGCGCGCGGGCAGGCGCUGGAGUCGGCGCUCGCGGGGUCGCGGGAGGCGCAGACGCGGCUGCAGCAGCAGCUGGCGGCGGUGCGGGAGGCGCACGCGGCGCUGUCGCAGCAGCAUGCUGCGCUGGAGGUGGAGCGGGGGCGGCUGGCGGCGCAGGCGGAGAGCGGCUGGGCGCGGGCGCAGGCGGCGGCGGCGGAGGCGGACAGGACGGCGCGGGAGCUGGAGGCAGAGCUGGAGGCGGCGCAGGCGCGGGCGGCGGGGCUCGCGGAGCGUGUUGCGGAGCUUGAGGGGAGAAGGGACGCGAACGGGGGAUUCGAUCGGGAGCUACGUGGAAGCAGCGGGGCGGCGGAGGGGGUCGCGGGCGUGGACGGCGACGACGAUUACUUCCACCGCCUGUCUGCGUCGGUCGUUGGCCGGGAUGGCGGGGGCGAUGGAGCCACGGCGCCAGAGCAGGCAGGUGGCGGCGGUCUAGAUCGGCAGCGUUCGCUGGCGGCCGAGCGGCGCGCGGCGACGGCGGCGGAGGAGCGCGACGCGGCGGUGGCGGAGCUGUCCGCGGCGCUGGCCCGCGUCGCGACGCUCGAGGCGAGCCUUUCGGCGCAGCAGACGGCUGCGGCUGGUGCAGCGAGGGAAGCGGAAGCGGCGUUCGAGCUGCUUGGCGAGCGCGCGGCGCGUGCGGAGGAGCUGGAGGACCAGUGCGCGGACAUGAGGGAGGCGUUUCGUGCAGCGAUGGAGGAGGCGUCGGGGCAGCUGGCCGCGUGCCGGGCCGAGCUGGCGCGGUGCCGGUGCGACCGGACGGGGACGGCGGCGUGA
Pedinophyceae sp. YPF-701 is the source of this 1863-nucleotide messenger RNA. The record is from the annotation of a GenBank genome assembly. NCBI's taxonomy places the organism in Eukaryota, Viridiplantae, Chlorophyta, Pedinophyceae.